AUGAGGAGCGCAACAAGGGUUCUCCACAUUCUCUUGGUCCUGGCGAUGCUCAGUGCCGUUUUCGUUGGGAACGAAGCUCGACCCUUCAACGUGAUGGAGACGAAAGCGCCAGUGGGAGUUGCCUGCGGAGGGUUCUUCGAUGGGUUGUCGCUUGGGGCUAUCAAGCAAGCUGGCCCGAGCCCGGGUGAGGGACACAAGUUCACCAACUCGGAGACACUUGGAGGGAUUAAGGACUCAGGCCCAAGCCCGGGUGAGGGACACAAGUUCGCCAACUUGGAGACACUCGGAGGGAUUAAGGACUCGGGCCCAAGCCCUGGCGAAGGACACGGGCACGUCACCGGCACGAACCAGUGA
Molecule: messenger RNA, 354 nt
Organism: Eucalyptus grandis
Lineage: Eukaryota; Viridiplantae; Streptophyta; Magnoliopsida; Myrtales; Myrtaceae
Product: PAMP-induced secreted peptide 2-like
Exons: 1
Coding region: 1-354 (117 amino acids)
Biological process (GO): innate immune response; regulation of developmental process
Source: RefSeq, a predicted model, not a curated record